Saccostrea cuccullata (small rock oyster) is the source of this 3489-nucleotide messenger RNA. RefSeq lists its product as uncharacterized. The coding region runs from base 1 to 3489 and encodes 1162 amino acids. NCBI's taxonomy places the organism in Eukaryota, Metazoa, Mollusca, Bivalvia, Ostreida, Ostreidae. The transcript has a single exon. Gene Ontology annotation, molecular function: nucleic acid binding; zinc ion binding. The record is from RefSeq and is a predicted model, not a curated record. Gene Ontology annotation, biological process: DNA integration.
AUGGCAGAAGCUUUGAAAGAGAUUAUUGAUUACGGAGUAUCGUUAGGUUACAAAGAAGAUACUCUUAGAGAAUUCGUUAGACACCAACAGGAUAUUCAGAGAGAAGAGCGGCUGGCAGAAAGAGAACGUCUGAAAGAGGAGCUAGAGUACCAGCGGAUGAAGGAGAAACAUGAUAAACAGAUGCAGCUGCAGCAGCUGACUCAUCAACAACAAAUGGAAAUGCUUCAUGAGAAAGAGAAGUUGAAAAUAGCAGGGGUUGAGGAGGUAACUGUUAAGUUCAAAGGUCCAAAAAUCCCGGCUUUUGAGGAUGGGAAGGAUGAAAUGGGCAGCUAUUUACGUAGAUUUGAACGAUAUGCAGAGUUACAAAAGUGGCCGAAAACAUCUUGGGCUAUGAGUCUAAGUGCACUCCUUAAAGGUAGGGCUCUCGAUAUUUAUGCAUUAUUACCAGCAGAUGAUGCUUUAGAUUAUGACAACCUGAAGAUAGCACUCCUCAAACGCUAUGAGCUUACAGAGGAUGGGUUUAAACACAAGUUCAAAUCAGCAAAACCAGAAACGGGUGAGACAUUCGUACAAUUUUCUGUUAGAAUGAGUAGUUAUUUGCUAAGGUGGUUAAAAAUGGCCAAAAUAGCAGAAACAUUUGAGGCAUUAUUUAAUUUAGUAUUGCGUGAUCAGUUCUUGAAUACUUGUAACAGAGAUUUGACUUUGUUUCUAAAAGAGAGAACACCAAAGAGUAUACAGGAGAUGGCACAAUUAGCAGACCAGUAUCGAGAAGCAAGGAUGGCCAACGCUGCGACCCUCAGCAACGUCAAAGGCAACGAAUUUCAACACCCAUUUAAGUUUCGUUCUGGAAAUCACAAAGACUUUUCAGGUGAGAAGAAAAUACAAAAUUCAAACAAGUCAUUUGUUCCAAAAUCGGAAAGACGUUGUUUUAAAUGCAACAGAAUAGGGCACAUUGCAUCGGAAUGCAGAUCAAAACCGAAGAUAGGAGCUGUAACAACGCAAGAACAGAAGGAAAACCAUGAUACUUCAUCUAGUACAGAGGAACAUACAGCAAAGGUAACAUUUGUAAGCACAUUGCCAACAGACACUGGAACCAAUUCUUUGAAUCUUGAUGCAUCAACAAGAGUUUCAUCAUCAUGCUACCAACUGCAACACAACAUGCCAGUAUCAGCAAGUUUUGUUGAAGGUAAGCCAGUUACGGUACUAAGAGACACAAGAUUCAGCGGCAUAGUAGUUCGAAGAAGUAAGAUUGAUGAAGCAAAUUUGAUUCAAGAUAAGUUUCAAACAUGUAUUUUGGCAGAUGGUUCAUCUAUUAGAGUACCAGUUGCUUCCAUCUUUGUUAACACGCCCUAUAUUACAGGAACAUUUGAGGCAUGGUGUAUGGAGAAGCCAGUCUACGAUUUAAUCAUCGGGAAUGUAGCUAAGGUACGAGCACCUGGAGAUCCUGAUCCUGAAUGGUCAGAGGCAAAUGCUGUUGAAACCCGUCAACAAGCAAAGGUAAAAUUAAAACAGUAUCCUCAACUCAAAGUUCCAGAAAUACUUAAGGGAAACAUCACUCCAGACGAGAUUAAACUAGAACAACAAACCGAUGACUCACUGCAGAGAAUGCGACAAUGGGCAAGUUCCGGACAAGUGGUUGACAAACGAACUGCAACAAUACGAUGGUUCAUGCUGAAUGGGUUUGUAUAUCGUGAAUAUCAAACCAAGACUGAAUCAGGUAAGUCUUACAAACAGCUUGUAGUCCCAAAGAAAUUCAGGGAAAUUGUCAUGAAAUUGGCACAUGAGUCAAUCAUGUCUGGUCAUUUGGCUAUAUCACGUACAUCGUCAAGAAUUCUUUCUGAAUUCUACUGGCCUGGACUACAGACUGAUGUCAAGAUGUUUUGUCGUUCUUGUGACAUCUGUCAAAGGACCAUACAAAAAGGUAAGGUUUCUAAGUACCCCCUUCAGAAGAUGCCACUUAUUGAUGUUCCUUUCAAUCGAGUUGCCGUAGACAUCGUCGGACCUAUGCAUCCAAUUACCGACAAAGGGAAUAGGUAUAUUCUUACUUUGGUCGAUUUUGCUACUAGAUACCCUGAAGCUGUACCACUGCCGUCCAUUGAAACGGAGAGAGUUGCGGAGGCGCUCAUAGACAUAUUUUCUAGAAUUGGAGUUCCCGAGGAAAUGUUGAGCGACAUGGGUUCUCAAUUUACAUCAUCAAUUAUGAGAGAGGUAAGUCGGCUACUAUCGUUAAAUCAACUCACUACUACCCCUUACCACCCUAUGACAAACGGCUUGGUUGAGAGGUUUAACGGAACCCUCAAACAAAUGUUAAAACGUAUGUGCUCCGAUCGUCCACGUGAUUGGGAUAAAUAUAUUAACCCAGUAUUGUUUGCUUACAGGGAAGUGCCGCAAGAAAGUUUGGGUUUUUCGCCUUUUGACUUAGUGUAUGGAAGACACAUAAGAGGGCCCAUGGGCAUUUUAAAAGAGCUUUGGACAAAAGAGAUAGACGAUGAUCAGGUAAAAUCUACUUAUCAGUAUGUGUUAGAUUUACGAGAGAGACUUGAGACAACGGCAGAGAUAGCCAGAGAAAACUUGGAGAAAGCUUCUAUGCGACAGGCGAGGUUCUACAACAGGUCAACUAGAGCAAGGAGUAUGAAGGUAGGAGAUAAAGUUUUAGUAUUGCUACCCACAGAUUCAAAUAAGUUACUGAUGCAAUGGAAAGGACCUUUCAGCAUCAAGAAGAAGUUAAACAAAGUUGACUACCAGAUUGAAAUGAAAGGUAAAUUGAAGACGUUUCAUGUAAACAUGCUUAAAAGGUACAUUAACAGGAAUGAUGAUUCAGGGGAAUCAGAUCAGGAUGAUGAAGCUCUAGUCACAUCUGCUGUAAUUGACUGUGCUGCCGAGGAGGAUGAUGACGAGUAUGGCAUAGCGAGUGUUGGGAAUACCAAAGGUGUGGACAUCAACCCAGAGUUAUCACCUGAAGACAGAAAAAAGGUAACAUCGCUUUUGGAUCAGAUUACUGAUGUAUUGUCUGAUGAUCCUGGCUAUACCCAUUUGAUUGAACACGACAUUAAGAUAAACUCAAGUCAACCAAUCAGAGUUAAAUCUUAUGCAAUUCCAUUUUCAAUGAGGGAAAUAGCUGAUAAGGAAGUUGAUAAAAUGUUGGAAUUGAAUGUCAUUGAACCAUCAGAAAGUCCAUUUUCUUCUCCAGUUGUCCUUGUGAAGAAAAAAGAUGACACUUUUCGUUUCUGCGUAGAUUUUAGAGCUAUCAAUGCAUGUUCACAGUUCGAUGCAGAACCGAUGCCAAACGCAGAUGAUAUCUUUUCAAAGUUUGCCAACUACAAGGUAUUUUCAAGGAUCGACUUAUCCAAAGGCUACUGGCAGGUUCCAUUAACAUCGUCAGCUAAACCAAAAAACAGCGUUUCAGACAUCCAAAGGCCUCUUCCAAUUUCGAGUGAUGCCCUUUGGUUUGGUGACAGCACCGGCAACGUUUUCCAGACUGAUGCGUAA